Grammomys surdaster is the source of this 1443-nucleotide messenger RNA. RefSeq names its product DnaJ heat shock protein family (Hsp40) member C28 (gene Dnajc28). Bases 277 to 1422 code for a protein of 381 amino acids. The transcript is spliced from 2 exons. Lineage: Eukaryota; Metazoa; Chordata; Mammalia; Rodentia; Muridae. The record is from RefSeq and is a predicted model, not a curated record.
CGCCCCCGGUACGACAACGGGCGUCCAGAGGUGUCUGUCCUCUGUUCCAUGGGGGAUGGUUCUAUAAGAAAGAGACCUGUGUCCCCUGGUGAGGGAGGCUGCCUGUGGUAGUAAGGUAUGAUGAAGGGCUCCGAAGUGUAACGCGGUAGAGGGUACAGUAGCCGAGGCCGGGACGGAGCGGGUCGAGCGUGCUGCGCAGAGGUGCAGCUUGAGCUUCCAGCCUCUGAGCCCCCAUCGGGUCUGUGAAGAUCACUGUUAAGAAGAAUUCCAGACACAAUGAUAAACACAGCGUGCAUGAAGACGGCUCGGAUCCUGACACUACAUCUAACAAAUGCUUCCUUGAUUCCUCCUGCGGUAAAAAUACUUCCAGAUCCUGGAUCUAGGAUGAUAUCAACCAAUAAGUCCAAGAAGCUCAGAGAAUAUUACAGGCUGCUGAAUCUAGAGGAAGGAUGCUCUGUAGACGACGUCAGGGACUCUUUUCAUAAGCUUGCCAAGCAGUACCAUCCAGACAGUGGCUCUACUGAUGCUGAUUCUGCAACAUUUAUAAAGAUUGAAGAGGCUUACAGGAAUGUGCUGUCCCAUGUGAUAAAACAGAUGCAAGCCAGACAGAGUAAAGCUGAAGACGCAGAAGAAGAAGAAAAAUCCAAAUAUAAUACACCUCAGCACCGACAUUACUUAAGCUUCGAAGGUGUUGGCUUUGGGACUCCAAGUCAGCGAGAGAAACAGUACAGACAGUUUAGGGCGGACCGCGCGACGGAGCAGGUGAUGGAGUAUCAAAGGCAGAAGCUUCAGAGGGAGUACUUCACCAAUAGCAUAACUGUCAAAGACGUCAGGCAGAGCAAAGAACAGAAGAUAACUCAAGCCAUAGAGCGGCUGGUGGAGGACCUCAUUCAGGAAUCCAUGGCAAAAGGAGACUUUGACAAUCUCAGCGGGAAAGGGAAACCUCUGAAGAAGUUCUCUGGCUGCUCAUAUAUUGAUCCCAUGACUCACAACCUAAACCGAAUAUUGAUAGAUAAUGGGUACCAACCAGAGUGGAUUCUGAUGCAGAAGGAAAUUAAGGAUACCAUCGAGCAACUCCGAGAAGCACUUUUAGUGUCUAGGAAGAAGCUUGGGAACCCUCUGUCACCAGGAGAACAGAAACAGUGGGCCCAAGUGUGUGAGCAGUUUCAAGAAAACAUACGAAAGCUAAACAAGCGAAUUAGUGAUUUCAACUUGAUUGUUCCCAUUCUAACCAGGCAGAAAGUCCAUUUUGAUGCACAGAAAGAAAUCAUCAGAGUACAAGAAAUGUACAGAGCCUUCAUAGAAGCAAGAGAAGUCACAGAAGCAAAACAAACUGACAUUAGCCAGGGAGAAGAGAAAGCACCCAGAGUCAAGACAGGCUUUCUAAACUGGCUGAAUCUGUGGAAAUUUAUUAAAAUAUGACUGUUUUGACAUUCACGAUCA